AUGACUAAGAUGGCUGCGGCGGAUGCUGGGCCGUCCGCCGACGGAGACGAGGAGGAGGACGACGACCCGUUCAAGAUCACCGACGACAUGACCGAGGAGGAGAAGAUGAACAUCCGGUACGCGCGGAUUGCGGCAGAGCAAAAGGCGGCACGCGAGGCCGAGAUGCGGGCCAUGGUCUCUGCGGCCAAGAAGAACGUGGUGGAGGAGGCGUCGACGGUGGCGCAGGUCGACGCCAACGAGCCGAUGUGGGUGAAGCAGCAAAAGUACGCGUUUGCCGGGUGGGUCAACUCGAUUCUCGCCGAGGUCGGCCUCCACGUCCAGCGUGACAUCUCCAAGGCUUUUGACGACGGCCUGUUUCUCAUCCCGCUCGCGGAGCUCCUCACCGAGGACUACUGCGCGCCGCAUGUGAAGCGGCCCAAGUUCCGGAUCCAAAAGAUCCAGAACGUUGACCUCGCGAUGCAGCUCUUCCGCAAGCACGGCUUCCGCGGGUCGUACUCGAACGAGAACCUCGUCGACGGCAACCGCGAGCUUGUGCUCGGCUUUAUCUUUACUCUCUUUGUCGAGUUUGUGGGCGGUGACAAGUCGUCGCGGUCAAAGUCGGACGAUAUCCUCAAGUGGGUGCAGGACCAUGUCAACGACAAGCCACAGUACGACGGCGUGCAUGUUGGCGACCUCUCCGGGUCGUUCAAGGACGGGCGCGCCUUUGGUGCCCUCCUCAACGCGCUCGACAACGAGUACCUCGACUACGGCAGCGCCAUCUCGGCCGACGGCCACGUGGCCAACCACGAGGCUGCGUACGACGCGGCGCACAACGUGCUUGGCGUGCCCAAGCUCCUCCAGGCCGCAGACAUGACCGCCCCGGACUCGGAUCCCGACGACAAGGCAGUUAAGAUGUACCUCAUGCUCAUCCGGGCCGCGCACGCCAAGCGGGUCGCCGACGCCACCGCCCGCGACUCCUUUGCCGCCUCGCUCCGUGACCGGCUCGAGGCGAUGGACACGGGCGACCUGUGGCGGCUCUACGACGGGCUCUGCAACCACGACGGCGACUGCCCCGAGUGCCAGUGCGACCUCACCCCGUACUUUGUCUUUACCCGCUAUCCUUCCAAGGCCUCGACCAUCAAGCCGCUCGUCGAGCUGUAGCCUUUCUCGCUCCAUGUCUAAACCGGCACCCAUCGGUUCAGGCCGUAGCCGUGCGCAGAUUGGGCGUGCUCGAUCGGGAGCGAGGCCUCGGCAGCCGCUUCUGGUCUGCGUGCGAAAAUCGGCCGAUUCAGUCUGACCGGGUCAAAGGCCACAGAGCCACAGACGGCUUUUCCUCAUGUGGAGCCAACAACCCACAACAUCGCACUCUGUAAAGCCUUUUUAC
Thecamonas trahens ATCC 50062 is the source of this 1363-nucleotide messenger RNA. Its product is annotated as cortexillin-1. The record is from RefSeq and is a predicted model, not a curated record. Gene Ontology annotation, molecular function: actin filament binding. Lineage: Eukaryota; Apusomonadida; Apusomonadidae. The transcript has 2 exons. The coding region runs from base 1 to 1140 and encodes 379 amino acids. Gene Ontology annotation, biological process: actin cytoskeleton organization. Gene Ontology annotation, cellular component: cell projection; cell junction; plasma membrane.